This is a messenger RNA of Thermothielavioides terrestris NRRL 8126, 1437 nucleotides long. RefSeq lists its product as uncharacterized. Gene Ontology annotation, cellular component: mitochondrial inner membrane. The transcript has 3 exons. Bases 36 to 1274 code for a protein of 412 amino acids. The record is from RefSeq and is a predicted model, not a curated record. Gene Ontology annotation, molecular function: glutaryl-CoA dehydrogenase activity; flavin adenine dinucleotide binding; fatty-acyl-CoA binding. Lineage: Eukaryota; Fungi; Ascomycota; Sordariomycetes; Sordariales; Chaetomiaceae. Gene Ontology annotation, biological process: fatty-acyl-CoA biosynthetic process; fatty acid beta-oxidation using acyl-CoA dehydrogenase.
CGCGCGCUGGGGCCGUCGUGCCCGCGCGGUUCUCGAUGAACCCGGCAUUACACGGCAGAAGCUACGCCUCGGCGUCUGCCGUCCCGCAGUUCAACUGGGAGGACCCGCUCGGAUCCAGGAACUUAUUGACCGAGGAGGAGCUGGCCGUCUCGGAGACGGCGGAGCGGUACUGUCAGGAACAGUUGCUACCGCGGGUGCUUCAGGCUUACCGGGAUGAGCACUACGACCCCAAGAUCCUCCGGGAGAUGGGCGAGCUCGGCCUCCUGGGCGCCACCAUCAACGGAUACGGCUGUGCCGGCGUGUCCACCGUCGCCGGCGCCCUGAUCACGCGCGCCGUCGAGCGCGUCGACAGCGGCUACCGCAGCAGCAUGUCGGUCCAGUCGUCGCUGGUCAUGGGUGCCAUCCACGACUUUGGAUCGGCCGAGCAGAAGGAGAAGUAUCUCCCCGAGAUGGCCCAGGGCAAGAUCAUCGGCGCCUUCGGCCUGACGGAGCCCAACCACGGCAGCGAUCCCGGCUCAAUGGAAGCCAUUGCACGCGAGCACCCCCACAAGAACGGCUACUACCUGCUCAAAGGGUCCAAGACGUGGAUCACGAACUCGCCCAUUGCCGAUGUGCUCGUUGUGUGGGCAAAGCUGCAGGCGACCGGUAAGAUCCGCGGCUUUCUGGUCGACAGGAAGACGUGUCCGCCGGGGACGCUGGAAACACCGGCCAUCAAGAACAAGACCGGCCUGCGCGCCUCCAUCACGGGCAUGAUCCACCUCGAAGACUGCCCCGUGCCGCAGGAGAACAUGCUCCCCGAGGUCGAGGGUCUCAAGGGGCCCUUCACCUGUCUCAACAGCGCCCGCUACGGCAUCGCCCUCGGCGUCAUGGGGGCGCUUGAGGACUGCGUCGCCCGGGCCCGGGCCUACGCCCUCGAGCGCAGGCAGUUCAAGGGCAACCCGCUCGCCAAGUACCAGCUGGUCCAGAAGAAGCUGGCGGACGCGGCCACGGACGCCGCCUACGGCACCCUCGCGGCCAUCCAGGUCGGCCGGCUCAAGGACCAGGGCAAGGCGACGCCCGAGAUGAUCAGCAUGGUCAAGCGCCAGAAUUGCGACCGGGCGCUCCACAACGCACGCGUGCUGCAGGAGAUCUUCGGCGGCAACGCCGUCAGCGACGAGUACGGCGUCGGCCGCCACGUGGCCAACCUCUACGUCACGCAGACCUACGAAGGGCAGAGCGACAUCCACACCCUCAUUCUGGGACGGGCUAUCACGGGAAUUCAGGCCUUUGUCUAGCGUGGUUGGAGGGCCACGAUCGGCUGAGGAGGUCACGGAGGCGGGACGGACCCGAUCGAUACCGUGUUUUCGUCUUGCCGCAAUGCGCGGUCGGUAGACUCGCCAAACAAACCUUCCUAUACUACUAUACUCCGCAAACACGUCAACGAGUCCCACAUCGGAG